AUGCCCGAACAUGAUUCGAUUGCGCGCAGCGGCUGCGUCGGCACGAUUCGGCGGCUCCGCUAUCUCAAGAGAUCGGACCUCGCCACCAGACCACAACGACGGCCAAACCAACGUCGACCGCGAAACCAAAAACAGCGAGGCAAGGACAAUUGCAAGGAGCUGCCAAGCGGGCGGAAAUCAGCGGUCUUGCCAAACACAACAACGUUUAUGGACAGCGACAAGACGGUGCAAUAA
Parastagonospora nodorum SN15 is the source of this 234-nucleotide messenger RNA. RefSeq lists its product as hypothetical. The record is from RefSeq and is a predicted model, not a curated record. Bases 1 to 234 code for a protein of 77 amino acids. The transcript has 2 exons. NCBI's taxonomy places the organism in Eukaryota, Fungi, Ascomycota, Dothideomycetes, Pleosporales, Phaeosphaeriaceae.